UUUUGACAUUUUAAUGUUUUUUUUUUUUUUUUAAGAAUGUUGUUUUUGCUUUUUCCGUUUUGUAACAGUCAUAAUCAAUUUAAUAGAUGUUCCCUUCUAGGUGCAGAUGUGUUUCUCUGCUGUGUUAAAAAAAAAAAAAAAAAAACCCCAUGCUUGAAAAACAUGCCUAUGAAACGGCAGGGCGAGCUGGAGGAAAACGAACAGUGAGAGGAUAGUGGAGAAGAUGAAGAACCAGACAAGGAUUUUAAUUUGAAUGAUGUUCUACGCCUGGCAGGAACUAAGGAAACUGAUGAAGAAGAGAAGUUUAAAUAUAUAGAUGAGGAUGAUGAAGAGGAACACUUUACGAAUGUGGACAAAAUGUCAAGGAGAAAGUAAGAAGCAGGCAGACAAAUCUGAAGGCCCCAAGCCAGCUGCAUCAUGGGUGGAAAGAAUGUGGGGGUUUAUGACCCUGCGCACAGAAACCCUUUAUACUGCGGGGCCUACAGCACCAGUCUUUGGGAGCUUAAGAAGCUCUCUGAACAUUUCCACCCCUCUGUGGUGCUUUUUGUCAGAACUGUCUUGCAGUCAAAACCAGGAUGGAAAAAGAAGAAAGGAUUUAAGGACGAGAGCAGCAUGUUUGGUGCAGCAGAGGAGUUUGGUUAUCUGCUGGAUGAAAAUACAGGAUCGAAGUUUGACAAUAUUGGCAUUAAUGCAGUCGCAAACCAAGCUAAAGCAGACAUCAAGCAGCUCAAGUGGGAGACUCAGCGAGAUGACUGGCUGUGUGGCAGGGAUGCCAAAACUCUACGGAAGAAGAAGACGAUGUUCAAGAGAAAGAAACCUCUGGGAAAGCUCAAAGCAAGAAAAUAAAACAUGCAUUUCAAAGCGUGUUGCAUGCAUUUCAGAUGGACAGUGUGAGCGGUUCUCAAAGUGUGUUGCAUGCAUUUCAGAUGGACAGUGCGAGCGGUUUUCAAAGUGUUUUUGACUAUGCUUUGUGAUCUUUUAAUCCUAUAGAUCCCUGCCCACUCAUUCGACUUGUAAUAAACUAAAGGGUACAGUAAA
This is a messenger RNA of Acipenser ruthenus (sterlet), 1038 nucleotides long. RefSeq names its product CCAAT/enhancer-binding protein zeta-like. Bases 418 to 846 code for a protein of 142 amino acids. Lineage: Eukaryota; Metazoa; Chordata; Actinopteri; Acipenseriformes; Acipenseridae. Gene Ontology annotation, cellular component: nucleus. The record is from RefSeq and is a predicted model, not a curated record. The transcript is spliced from 7 exons.